Molecule: messenger RNA, 1932 nt
Organism: Selaginella moellendorffii
Lineage: Eukaryota; Viridiplantae; Streptophyta; Lycopodiopsida; Selaginellales; Selaginellaceae
Product: inositol transporter 1
Exons: 8
Coding region: 121-1812 (563 amino acids)
Biological process (GO): transmembrane transport
Cellular component (GO): membrane
Molecular function (GO): myo-inositol:proton symporter activity
Source: RefSeq, a predicted model, not a curated record
GUUCGUCCUCGUCCGUUUGUGGCGGAGCACAACUUUGUUUUUUUCGUGUUUCAGGAAUUAUAAUGCCGCAUUCACCUCGUGCUGCUACUACGACGCAACCCACGUAGAUCAGGUUCUUUCAUGGAUUCGCAAGCAAGCUCCAGCAGUCUCCUCGGAGAUGACAAUGAGGGAGCCACCGGAAUUUACCACUCGCUCAAUUGGUUGCUUGUUCGGCUGACGCUGGCUGCUGGUGUCGGGGGCCUCCUCUUCGGCUAUGACACAGGAGUGAUAUCUGGAGCAUUGCUCUACAUUCGUGAUGACUUUGAAUCCGUGAAUGAGAGCACUUUCUUGCAAGAGACAAUAGUUAGCAUGGCUAUUGCUGGAGCAAUUGUUGGAGCAGCCUUUGGAGGACACAUGAAUGAUCGCUUUGGACGCAAGUUUGCAAUGUUUUCUGCAGACGCUGUCUUCGCAGCUGGAGCAGUUGUCAUGGCAGCUGCGCCCAAUCCAUAUAUGCUGAUUGCUGGCCGCUUUCUCGUAGGAUUGGGAGUUGGCGUGGCCUCAAUGACGGCUCCGCUCUACAUUGCAGAGGCUUCCCCGAACAGAAUUCGCGGGGCUUUAGUGAGUACCAACGUGCUCAUGAUAACAGGUGGUCAGUUCCUGUCCUAUCUUAUCAACUUGGCCUUCACCCAGGUACCUGGCACUUGGCGGUGGAUGCUAGGAGUUGCUGGAAUACCUGCUAUUGUACAAGCUAUACUAAUGUAUUCUUUGCCUGAAUCGCCUAGAUGGUUGUUUCACCAGGGAAGAUACGAAGAAGCAGUGUCAGUGUUGGAAAAGAUAUAUCCAGCAGAGCAGGUGAAACAUGAAAUCAAUGGCCUUCGAGCCUCUCUGGAAGAAGAGGAAGAGGCGCCACGAAUGUUAAGGAUACGGGACAUAGUGGGGUCGAAACAAAUCAGGCUGGCCCUUCGAGCGGGCGUGGGACUGCAGAUAUUCCAGCAACUGGUUGGCAUCAACACCGUUAUGUACUACAGUCCUUCUAUCGUGGAACUCGCGGGCUUUGCCUCGCACUACACAGCGUUGCUGCUCUCCCUUGUAAUCGCCGGAAUGAACGCUCUUGGGACCGUCGUAGGUAUUUUUGUCAUUGACCACGCCGGCCGCAGGAAGCUGGGCAUCUCUAGCCUGGUUGGCGUUGUCUUUUCGCUGGCAGUACUGUCUUCGGCAUUCUACCUUACUGCCAGAGAUGCUCCGUUGGUAAGCACGCAUGCUUCUUUUGAGACUCCAGAUCUAAUGUGCCCGGCGCUAUCACCUUCGAGGCUAACUCCAUGGACUUGCAUGGACUGCUUGCAAUCUACAUGCGGCUUUUGUGCUGUCAAGAACAACCAGAUGCUCCCAGGCCGCUGCCUCGUCUCCACCGCUUCCAAGUUUUGCGGAGCCGAUGGAGGUGGCUGGUUCUCGCAAGGCUGCCCGAGCCGAUACGGUUGGCUGGCUCUAGUCGGCUUGGCCCUCUACAUAAGCUGCUUCUCUCCGGGAAUGGGCCCGGUGCCCUGGACGAUCAACUCGGAGAUCUAUCCUCUCAAGUACCGAGGAGUUUGCGGAGGAAUCGCUGCUACGGCCAACUGGAUUUCCAACUUGAUCGUGGCUCAGACGUUCCUGUCGCUGGUGAAAGCCGUGGGAACGUCGCUCACUUUCGCGCUCUUCGGCGUCAUUGCUCUGAUUGCCAUCGUCUUCAUUGCGUGCUUCGUCCCCGAGACGAAAGGACUGUCGUUCGAGGAAGUGGAAAACCUGUGGAAGCCUCAAGACCAGGACAGUGAUCAGCAGCCCCUGGUGCGAGACUGAGGAAAGGAAGCAAAAUUUUCCUGGAUGGAUUCCACCCAACGAAGGUCUCACGGAAUGAUCUGUAGGAUCCCGGGGACCAAGAUUUGCCCCAAAAAAAAUUGAGACUGGAAGCUCGCUUUA